Doryrhamphus excisus (bluestripe pipefish) is the source of this 1186-nucleotide messenger RNA. NCBI's taxonomy places the organism in Eukaryota, Metazoa, Chordata, Actinopteri, Syngnathiformes, Syngnathidae. The record is from RefSeq and is a predicted model, not a curated record.
GGAAACAUGUCAUUGUUCAGCGCUGUGACUGAGUGACAGCAAUGGAGGUGAAACUGAAGCUUGCCAUCUUUAUGUUGUUAAUACAAGUUUCACUUGCAGUUUUGCAACGAGUAACCGUGAGGAAGGGUCAGACUGUAAGCUUAGCCUGCCCCCUUGUAAAUGGACCCAGGCACCAUAUUGAAUGGAAGAACCCUGAUGGUUAUAUUAUGUUCUUCAAUGACAAUAAGGGUAAAUACAUUUUAAAGGACAUGCGUUACAGCAUAAGCAACCUAACCAAAUCGGAAUCCACCGUGAGUAUUUCCAAGGUCUCUUUCAAAGACGGGGGCAACUACACAUGCUGCCAAUAUGGCAGCCAUGUCAUAGAAAAAAAAGUGGAGUUGACGGUGUUAGGUGUCCCAAAAAUGAGAGUAACAAAGCACAGAGGGAGAUUUGUUGUACAUUGUACUGCUGAAGGGAACCAUCAUCCUCCUCAGAUCUCUUGGAAAUUGGAUUAUGGACCUGAGUUUCUGGGUAAUGCCCAAGUCGGAUAUGUCGGUAAAAAGUAUGUUUCCACGGAUAUGGUACAAUUUCAGUCAGUAGAUACCAGAAUUGCGGUGAAAUGCAUCGUUCGCCAUCCUUUUCUGCCUUUCGAACAACUGAUGAACUUUGUCAAAAUUGGCCGAAACUCACCAAGAUCAACCACAACAACAAAUCAAACCGUAUGGAAUACAACUAGCAUACCAGUGGAUUCCAGUGACCCAGAUAUGUAUACAGGAAAUAGGCAAACUUCACCAUUACUUGUCUUCUUGGUGACAAGCCUAAUUGUUGCUCUUGUGGCGGUGAUUAUUUUUUUUAUCCUGAAGUUACGGAGAGCACAUGUCCUAUGGAUAAAAGAAAAUGAAGACUCAGAUCCUUCAGAAGAGAGUGGGAAAUCAAAAUCAAGACCAGAGGAGGUAUCCCAGGGUCAUAAUCGAAGAGGUUUCUUCAGCACAGUUUUUACGCAAUAUUCUCUUGAAACAAGCAUGCCUUCAAGAGGACCUUCAGUUGAGGUGACAGGACACACUUCGGCCAAAUGUGACAUGAAGGAGACAGAGCUUUAACCAUGGACUACUAGCACAACUUUUAUAACUGAUGGAUGACAAAUAUAUAAGUGAAGUGAAGUGUAUUGUACUGUUUCCAUACUUAGUGUUUACACUGAAAAUGAAGA